AUGGGUGCUACUAACUCAAGAGCUGAAAAGAAUGAAGCUUUAUGUAUGUGUAAAGAAAGAAAACGGUUCAUCAAGGUGGCUAUUGAUUCUAGAUAUGAUUUAGCUGCUUCGCAUGUUUCUUACAUUCAAUCUCUUAGAAAUGUUGGUAUAGCUUUAAAAAGAUAUGCUGAAGCUGAGGUGCUUGUAGAGUCUUCUUUAUCGAUUUCUGAUAAAACGCCUUCUCAAACUAGUUACCCUUCUCCUUCAUCGCCGUUGAAUGUUGCUGAGGUUGAGGCUUCAGAUUCACCUUUGCAUAAUGAAAGUCCUUUUUCAAAACCUCCUCCUUCUCUUAGUUAG
Molecule: messenger RNA, 336 nt
Organism: Lathyrus sativus (Indian pea)
Lineage: Eukaryota; Viridiplantae; Streptophyta; Magnoliopsida; Fabales; Fabaceae
Source: the annotation of a GenBank genome assembly